AUGCUUCUAGUGUUGCGACCGAGAACCCAUCAUCUUAUAUCGGCUGUUUCGAAAACCCCCUUGCCGGCAUUCUUUAGUCGGAAAUACUCCUGUACGACUCUCGACGACAACGACGACAACGGUCACAACGACAAGAGCACACAGCAGCAGCAGAUGACGAUAGAAAAUUAUGAUGCUAUGAAAUAUCGAAAAUGGGUCCAGGUCAAGGGUACUUGCGAGGACGAAAAGAACAAGUUCUCAGUCAUGUCGUUCAACUUGCUAUCGAGGCACUACAUUUGGCCUCAUGUCUACAAAGAUUUGUCUCUGGAAUACCUAGAUUGGAAUGGCCACCGUUUCCCCUUGAUCAACAAAACCAUUCAGCAAUUCCAAUGCGACAUCAUCUGCCUCCAGGAGAUGGAGUACCAUCUCUACAAGCACUUUUGGAGUAAGCAAUUCCCCAGCUCCGAAUAUACGAGCUUCUACGUUCAAAAAUCGUCCAUCUUCCAAUCGAACAAGGAUGACAAGAGAGACGGGGUUGGCAUUUUCGUAAAUGCCACUAGGUUCGAUGUGCUCAAAGAGAAACGGAUAAAUUUCGGCCAGCUCAUUCUAAAAGAUAAGAAAAAAUACCAAUAUACAAAGGAUCUAAUGAAUCGACUACUCCCGCGCAACACUGUGGCGUUGAUCCUAAAGCUAUACGACAAACAGGCAGAUAAGAUUGUCUACGUGACAAAUACGCAUUUGUACUGGUCUCCCCAGUAUAACGACGUCAAGGUGCUACAAACAAAGCUAAUGUUGGACCAAUUGAAAAAAUUCGUCAAGGAAGUGAACGCGUCCAUCAUUUUCCUAGGGGACUUGAACUCCAACCACAAAUCAGACGUUUUCAACCUCAUCACCAAGGAAACACUAGAUACACUCCUAUCGCAAGCUUUUGCCGGGAAAAACUACGGAGUCAACAAUGCAUUGAUAGAUAAACAAGGCAAAGUGGAGAACCCGAUUCCGCUCAAGAGCGCCUACGAGAAAUUACUAGCAGCAAACCAACUACGAUUUACAAGUUUUGCACCUUCGUUUGCAGAUGUCCUAGAUCACAUCUUUGUCUCAGACGACAUUGAAGUUCAUAGCAUAUUAGGCGGUGUUGAUGAGCUGUACAUUUCAAGUCUCCCAGUGAAAGGUUUUCCUAACGAGCAGUUUCCUUCUGACCAUAUUCCAAUUAUCGCCGAACUUAGCUACGAGAGAGGCGCCUCAAGCUUCUAG
Molecule: messenger RNA, 1230 nt
Organism: Lodderomyces beijingensis
Lineage: Eukaryota; Fungi; Ascomycota; Pichiomycetes; Serinales; Debaryomycetaceae
Source: the annotation of a GenBank genome assembly